AUGCUUGUUUUGUCCAACAAGCUGGCCUUUCCCCAUCGGCAUCCUCAGUCUUGUUCAUAUGUAUUUAAACAUGUAAACACAAGCGAGAGGCUUGAGUCGAUUCCCCGCCCCUCUCCGGUCGAUUCGAUCCCCGCAGUCACUCUCUGGAUCGAAAUCUAUCGAAAUACACCUGCAAGGCUGUCACCCCCCCUGUCACAGCUCUCGGCCCCUUGCCCCUAUAAAAAGCCCCAGGACUACUUGGCUGGGGAGUUGUCCCCCGGCGAGAAAGACGAAACGAUGAACAGCCAACCUAUCAUCCAACAGAUACUCAACACCACCUCAGCACUGCUACCUUCGCUACAGUCCUGGGAACAGUUCAGGCUUGAAAACAAGAUCGAACAGAGCCAUCUCUACUCGGGCUCAAACCUCGAUUCCCUGUCGAUCUUCGAGCAGCUCUGGUUGAGAUGGUACCUCUACUUCCCCAACCCGAUCAUCGCAACCGGAGUCAUGAGCUUCCUCAUCCACGAGGCUAGUAGUCCCUAUAUCCUAAGGCCAGCAUUCGAUAAAUACAAGUUACAACCCAAUAAAAUGGCCAGUCGAGAAGAUCAAUGGAAAUGCAUCAAAUACGUCCUCUGGACACAUUUCACAGUUGAAAUCGGACAGAUCUGGGGUUUUCAUCCUCUGGCAGAAUACUUUGGUAUGGCCACUCACUCGGUCCCGUUCCCGUCGAUCUCCACGAUGGCCUAUCAAAUCAUAUUGUUCUUUGUCUUUGAAGAUUUCUUCCACUAUUGGGCCCAUCGAGCAUUACAUACUGGUCAACUGUACAAAAAGAUCCACAAACUUCACCACGAGUUCUCAGCCCCAUUCGGUCUGGCUGCUGAAUAUGCACAUCCACUCGAGAUCCUCAUCCUGGGUAUCGGGACAAUCGGAGGCCCGUUACUCUGGUGCGUACUCACGAAAGGAAACCUCCACAUUUUGACGAUGUACAUUUGGGUUAUCCUUCGGUUGUUCCAGGCUGUGGAUGCUCAUUCGGGCUACGAUUUCCCCUGGUCAUUACGCAACAUCUUGCCCUUCUGGUCUGGGGCCGACCAUCACGAUUACCAUCACGAAAAGUUCGUCGGAUGUUACUCAACAAGCUUCAGGUGGAUGGACCACUUCUUCGGCACCGACAAGGGAUAUCACGAAUAUCGCAAAAAACAAAAACUUGCUAAACUUAAUAAGGAGAAAACUCAAUGA
This is a messenger RNA of Puccinia triticina, 1215 nucleotides long. RefSeq lists its product as uncharacterized. The transcript is spliced from 5 exons. Bases 1 to 1215 code for a protein of 404 amino acids. Gene Ontology annotation, biological process: ergosterol biosynthetic process. Gene Ontology annotation, molecular function: C-4 methylsterol oxidase activity; iron ion binding. The record is from RefSeq and is a predicted model, not a curated record. NCBI's taxonomy places the organism in Eukaryota, Fungi, Basidiomycota, Pucciniomycetes, Pucciniales, Pucciniaceae.